This is a messenger RNA of Caenorhabditis elegans, 1431 nucleotides long. RefSeq names its product C-type lectin domain-containing protein (gene clec-202). The coding region runs from base 1 to 1431 and encodes 476 amino acids. The record is from RefSeq and is marked reviewed. The transcript is spliced from 13 exons. Gene Ontology annotation, molecular function: carbohydrate binding. Lineage: Eukaryota; Metazoa; Nematoda; Chromadorea; Rhabditida; Rhabditidae.
AUGUCAGUUUUUGCCUUCUCUUUCUGUGCGGUCGUCAUCAUGCCAAAUCUCCUUGCUAUGUCUGAUGAGGAAACGCGGGGACGACAAGCAAUGGUAGCUAAUUUUGUCAAAGAUAACCAAAAAACAAUCAGGAAUGGAAAAGGAGAUAAAUGGAUGUCGAACUUUCUCAAAACUCAAAACCUAACAUUUCAUCGUUCGCUUUCUUCUCCGUCCGCUAUGUCAGAUUCAUCAUCACAAAAUCUUGUUGUUUUGGCUGAUGUUGGUACUGCUGCAUGUGCUUCUGGUUGGACCAGAUAUGACCUUACUGGGAUGUGUUACCAGCAGUCGAAAAAAACAAUGAACUGGUACCAAGGAGAGGAUUAUUGUUGGAAUUUGAGACCAGGUGCCCAUUCAGCUUCAGUGCAUAGUCAGGAGGAAGCUAAAUGGUUAAAUUCAUUAUAUCGAGACAAGAAAAAUGGUGGACAAAUGGAUUCAUGGAUUGGACUAAGAAGAGAUUGCGAUAAUGUCACCUACAUCUGGACAGAUGGAUCUCCAACUGAUUGCCUUUGGUGGCAACCAGACUAUCCAAAAUCUGAGUUUGCAGAAUUCAGCUGUGUCACUAUUUGGGAAACUGAUUGGCUAUACGACAAUCCAGCAUACAUCCCUGGUCAGUAUGAUGAUAUGAAAGAGUGUAGUGAUGAUGGAUCAAAUGUAAUUUGCAAAUAUGACCCGAACACUUUGAAUAUUGGUGCAAAAUAUGAGUGGAAAAAAUGUGGGUUAGUGCCCGAAACUACAAAACCUACAACAACGACACCUACCACGACAACCACUACUACUAUUCCUUCAACAACAUCAUCAACCACAUCAACGAGUACCACCACUAGUGUAGUUACAACAACUACUGUCACAUCAACCACUGAACCUACAACUUCUACUUCAACUCCUACAACAACGACUACUAUGCAAACAACAACACCUUCUACUACUUCCACUCCGACAACAACGUCAACAACCACUACUACAUCCGCUAGCACAACCACUAUUUCAACAACAAAACCUCCCACAACACAAAUUGAUAUCGAAAAAUGCACAAGUAACUGCCCCGUUGGCUGGAUUUAUUUUGGCGGUCUUUGCUACUCGAAAAUCCAAGGUCCCGGAAGAUUUGUUGAUUUUAAUUCUGAGUGUACCAGACUGGGCGGAAAACUUGGUGAAGUUUCUGGAGCAGAUGGAAAUGAAGCUUUAAGACUAGCUCUCACCAGUAACAAUGGCAAUAAAAUACUUGACGAAGCGUGGAUACAGCACAUAGGAAGCUACAAUAACGUCGCAUCAGGUUAUGUAGGAACCGCAGGCUCUUGUUAUACGAUGAUUUUAUCCAAAAAUAAUGGCGGCUCAUUUGCAAAAAGUGGGACGUGGAGACCAUAUGACUGCACCACGACGGUCAAGGAGUUUUGA